AUGAACUUUUUUCCCGCACCACCGGUGAUCCAAGCCGAUCUAUACGUCCGUAUACCGGACGAGGUGAGGUGUAUUGGACAAGAAUCGGAGUGGAAGGGCGGAUUCGCGAGGGACUUCAAACACAUUUUUCUCGAAGGCCCUGUAGCUGACGCUGCUGGGAAUCUCUACGUUGUCGACAUUCCAUACGGUCGCAUUCUCAAGAUCGAUGUCGAGAGAAAAGUUACAGUUUGUUGCAAGUGGGAUGGAGAGCCGAAUGGCUUAGUAGGGACCCAGGAGGGCGAUUUGCUUGUGGCAGAUUACAAACAGGGUAUUCUUGCAUUCAACCCGUUGACAGGGGAAAUCAAACCGAAGCUUACAAGGAAGAAUCUGGAGAGAUUCAAAGGCCCAAAUGACCUGAUCUUGGACUCCCAACAAAACCUGUACUUUACAGACCAAGGCCAAACUGGCAUGACUGAUCCUACUGGGAAAGUGUACCGCCUUUCCCCCGACGGGAGAUUAGACACCUUAGUGGACAACGGUGCGUCUCCCAACGGCCUCGUGCUGUCCCUGGAUGAACGCUUCCUUUAUGUCGCCAUGACGAGAGCGAAUCAAGUAUGGAGGCUUCCGCUUCACGAAGACGGGACAACAUCCAAAGUAGGCGUGUUCUUCCAGUCAUUCGGAAAUGCUGGUCCGGACGGUCUGGCACUAGACGAAGAGGGCAAUUUAUUUGUCUGCCAUCCAAGCCUUGGGUCUGUGUUUGUGGUGGAUGCUAGUGGUAUUCCGAAGGCCCGUAUUGUCAGCGGUUCACCAGGAAUUAAUUUGACGAACUGUUGUUUUGGUGGCCCGGAACACAAGACCUUGUAUAUUACAGACAGCCUGGAAGGCAAUAUUCAGAAGGUCGACUGGCACUGUCGAGGGGCAGUGCCAGCACCCAAGCUGAAGUCGUGA
Messenger RNA from Ilyonectria robusta, 927 nucleotides. RefSeq lists its product as uncharacterized. The transcript is spliced from 2 exons. The coding region runs from base 1 to 927 and encodes 308 amino acids. The record is from RefSeq and is a predicted model, not a curated record. NCBI's taxonomy places the organism in Eukaryota, Fungi, Ascomycota, Sordariomycetes, Hypocreales, Nectriaceae.